AUGGACUCCACAGUGACUUUCCUGAUCUCCAUUGGACUGUGCCUACACUGGGAAGCUAGGACACAAAUGGGGACUCUUCCCAGGCCCUUCCUUUGGGUGGACCCAAGUCCUAUGGUUGCCAAGGGAGCCGAUGUGACCCUCAGGUGCCAGGGCCAACCAGGGAGUGACAGAUUCCAACUCUGGAUGGAUGGAGAGUUCAGAGAAGAGAGAAAUGACUCGUGGUCACAGGCAGACUUUGUGCUCAGCAGUGUGCAUGACUGGAGGGAUGCGAGAAGCUACAGGUGCCGCUCUGGGCAGGGGCUCUUGUGGUCAGAGCUCAGUGACCCCCUGGUCCUGGUGGUGAUGACAGCCUUAAUCAGACCCAUAAUUUCAGCUUCACCUGGCUUCACAAUAUUGCCAAAGACAAGAGUGACCAUCUGGUGCCACUUCCCAUCACUGUCAUACUCUCAGAGCUACAGUGUUGCCCUGCUGCAGGCAAAGAGCCUGGAGCCCUUACAGCUACAUAACAUUACUGGAAGACUGGCUGCUUUCUCACUUCCAUCUGUGAGGACCGAGGACAGUGGGAACUACAGCUGUAUUUACUACAGGAAGACACCCCCCUACAGGGGGUCAUAUCCCAGCUCUAACCUGGAGCUGACUGUGUUGGGACCAUUCCCCAAGCCCAUUCUGUGGGCCCAAGCUGACCUUGUGGUGACUCCAGGGACCAACAUCACUCUGUGGUGCUCUAGGCCCAGACUAUCUUCUCUUCGAGAGGUGACCUUCACUCUGUGGAAGUCUGGGACCCAGGAACCCUUACAACAGCAGCCCACAGCAGAUCUCUGGACUGACUUCUCCCUCUCCUCUGUGAGCCCUGAGGACACUGGGAGCUACAGGUGUGCUUACAGGACAGCCUCUGGGAGAGAAUCAGAGCCCAGUGAAGCCCUGGAGCUGGUGGUGCCAGGGUCUCUGCCCAAGCCUUCCCUCUCAGCCCUCCCAAGCCAGGUGGUGGAGCCUGGGCAGCAUGUGACUCUCCAGUGCAGGCAGCCCCCUCGGUCAGCACUCUGGAGAGCAACAUUCACUCUGCUGAAGGUGGGCAGCCCUCAGCCCCUGCAGAGCCAGAGCCCAGCUGGGACCUUGGUUUUCUUCCCCCUCCUGUCUGUGAGGGCCCAGGAUGUUGGCAACUACACCUGUAUCUACUAUAGUAGGAUGUCUCCAUACCAGGUUUCUGAGCCAAGUGAUGCCCUAGAGAUCUGGGUGACAGAUGAGCUCCCCAAGCCUUUCCUCUCAGCCUCACCUGGACAAGAGGUGGUCUCAGGAUCCAGUGUGACUCUCUUGUGUUCGGGACCCUCAUGGGCUACUAGGUUUGUUCUGUACAAGAAGGAAGUUGAGGAAAUCCUUCACAGCAUGGAAGCCCAUGAAGAUCGGGGCCAAUUCCUCUUGAGCCAUGUGACCCCCAGGCACUCUGGCAAUUACAGCUGCAGCUAUCAGCUGGGCACCAAUAAAAGUCUCUGGAAACAGCCUAGUGAUGCCCUGGAGCUUCUAGUUAGAGGUGAGAAACCAAGUAACAACCUCAUCAUCAUCCUCAGCUGUGUUUCCUUACUCCUCCUCCUGUGCCUUCUAUGGCUUGCAUUCUUCUGCCAUGGAUCCAUCCCUACAGCCACCAUGGACUCCACAGUGACUUUCCUGAUCUCCAUUGGACUGUGCCUGCACUGGGAAGCUAGGACACAAAUGGGGACUCUUCCCAGGCCCUUCCUUUGGGCUGACCCAAGUCCUGUGGUCGCCAAGGGAGCAGAUGUGACCCUCAGGUGCCAGGGCCAACCGGGGAGUGACAGAUUCCAGCUCUGGGUGGAUGGAGAGCUCAGAGAGGAGAGAAAUGACUCGUGGUUACGGGCAGACUUUGUGCUCAAGAGUGUGGAUGACUGGAGGGAUGCAAGAAGCUACAGGUGCCGAUCUAGGCAGGGGCCCUUGUGGUCAGAGCUCAGUGAUCCCUUGGCCCUGGUGGUGAUGACAGCCCUCAAAAGAACCAUAAUUUCAGCUUCACCUGGCUACACAAUAUUGCCAAAGACAAGAGUGACCAUCUGGUGCUACUUCCCAUCACUGGCAUCCUCUGAGAGCUACAGUUUUGCCCUCCUGGAGGCAAAGAGCCUGGAGCCCUUACAGCUACAUAACAUUACUGGAAGACUGGCUGCUUUCUCACUUCCAUCCGUGAGGACUGAGGACAGUGGGAGCUAUAGUUGUAUUUACUACAGGAAGAUACCCCCCUACAGGGGGUCAUAUCCCAGCCAGGCCCUGGAGCUGACUGUGUUGGGACCAUUCCCCAAGCCCAUUCUGUGGGCCCAAGCUGACCUUGUGGUGACCCCAGGAACCAACAUCACACUGUGGUGCUCCAGACCCAGGCUAUCUUCUGUUAAAGAGAUGACUUUCACUCUGUGGAAGUCUGGGACCCAGGAACCCUUACAACAGCAGCCCACAGCAGAUCUCUGGACUGACUUCUCCCUCUCCUCUCUGAGCCCUGAGAACACUGGGAGCUACAGGUGUGCUUACAAGUCAGCCGAUGGGAGAGAAUCAGAGCCCAGUGAAACCCUGGAGCUGGUGGUGCCAGGAUCUCUGCCCAAGCCUUCCCUCUCAGCCCUCCCAGGCCAGGUGGUGGAGCCUGGGCAGCAUGUGACACUCCAGUGCAGGAAGCCCCCUCAGUCAGCACUCUGGAGAGCGACAUUCACUCUGCUGAAGGUGGGCAGCCCUCAGUCCCUGCAGAGCCAGAGCCCAGCUGGCACCUCAGCUUUCUUCACCCUCCUGUCUGUGAGGGCCCAGGAUGUUGGCAACUACACCUGUGUCUACUAUGGGAGGAUGGCUCCAUACCAGGUGUCUGAGCCCAGUGAGGCCCUAGAGAUCUGGGUGACAGAUGAGCUCCCCAAGCCUUCCCUCUUAGCCUCACCUGGACAAAAGGUGGUCUCAGGAACCAAUGUGACCCUCCUUUGCUGGGGACCUUCAUGGGCUACUAGGUUUGUUCUGUACAAGGAGGGAGAUGAGGAAAUCCUGCACAGCAUGGAAGCCCAUGAAGGUCGGGGCCAGUUCCUCUUGACUCAGGUGACCCCCAAGGACUCUGGAAUUUACAGCUGCAGCUAUCAGCUGGGCACCAAUGAAAGUCUCUGGACGCAGACUAGUGAUACCCUGGAGCUUCUAGUAAGAGGUGAGAAUUCCAGUAGCAUCAUCAUCAUCAUCUUCAGCUGCAUUUCCUUUCUCCUCCUCCUCCUCUGCCUUCUUCUGUUUGCAUUCCUCUGCCAUGGAUCCAUCCCUAUGGCUAUUUUUGUUGGCCUUGCCUCCCUUGCAGUACCUGCCGACCUCAUCACCCUGAGACACCCAGAGAGGAAAGCCCAUAUCCCCAUUGCUGAAGAACCUCAGGGAGUGAUAUACACUCAGUUGAACAUAAGAACCUUGAAUAAGAAGGAAACUGACUCCAAAAGAACUCCCACAGAAGACACUGUCUAUGCCAGUUUAAAUUUAGAUUGA
Messenger RNA from Sarcophilus harrisii (Tasmanian devil), 3489 nucleotides. RefSeq names its product immunoglobulin superfamily member 1-like. The coding region runs from base 1 to 3489 and encodes 1162 amino acids. Lineage: Eukaryota; Metazoa; Chordata; Mammalia; Dasyuromorphia; Dasyuridae. Gene Ontology annotation, cellular component: plasma membrane. The transcript is spliced from 18 exons. The record is from RefSeq and is a predicted model, not a curated record.